GCCCUCUUUUUCCUGCGUGGGUUUGAGGGAUUCGACAAAGGGAAGCCGGAAGGUCUUGGCUCCUCCUGUUUCCCACGGGAGGGAAAGAUUGGGGCGGGUUGGGGUGGGGGGGGGGAGAAUAAAACAGGGAGGGCCCUUGCGCUCCAAACAGGAAGCCCGCCCCGGCGCUUGCUUCCUUGCAGCCGCCGAGCCACGCCGGGCACACUCCCGGGGGUCUUGCGCCGCCGAUCUCCCCCCCAGCUCCGAGCCAGAGGCUCCGAUUCCAUUGCGGCCCCUCUCCCUGGGCGCUGGAAGCAGGCGAGCGCCCUCCGCAGGAGUCAGCGGCGCGGAGAAAGAAGGAAAAUGAAAGUAGCCGUCCUCCCAGGUGUUACCUUCUGUCUCCUCCUCAGCUUUUCAUCUUCCCUCUCAGCUGCAAAUUCAGAGGACAGAGACGAAUAUCCCGAUGUCGUGAUUGGCCCUGCUUUGCUCCAGCUGAACCUUGGCCUGUCCUUCUGCGCGAUGAAAGCUGACACCGGGCCCUGCAAAGCCAUACACAGCCGGUAUCACUUCAACAUUCAGACCCGCCAGUGCGAACUCUUUGACUACGGUGGCUGUGAAGGCAACAAAAACAACUUCCUAAAUCUAGAAGAAUGCCAAGCGGCGUGUGUAGUCCCAGAUUUGCCUGAAAAGAAAAAGAGAGCAAGAUUUAAGAAAGAAAAACCUUCUUUCUGCCUUUUGGAGAAUGAUCCUGGAAUCUGCCGAGGAAUGAUCUCCAGGUAUUUCUACAACCCAGAGUCUCAGCUGUGUGAAAAAUUCCUGUACGGUGGGUGCCUGGGAAACCAGAACAACUUUGAGUCUUUGAAAGAGUGCCAGGACGUCUGCCAGAGCAGCCCCAAUUCACUGCAGAUGGAGGAAGAAAAGGAGACCCUUCUGAGCAUGGUCAAUAACAGCUCCCCGGCUGUGAAGCAGGACUUGGCUGUGGUGCCCUCGUUUUGUGUGACGCCGAUGGAUAGAGGUUUCUGCAGAGCCAAUGAGAAAAGGUUCUUCUACAAUCACACGACUGGGAAAUGCCAUCCUUUCCGCUACAGCGGUUGCGGCGGGAACGUCAACAACUUCACCUCCAGGAAGUCGUGCCUUCGGAUGUGCAAGAAAGGGUUCAUUAAAAAAAAGAGGGACCAGCAAGGUAUAAUGAAAGUCCGUCGGAAACGGAAGAAGCAGCCCGCAAAGCUGAUGGACGAGGAGAUUGUCAUUGAAAGGAUAUAAGUUACCAGCCUUCUGUUUUAUAAUAAUAAUAGAAAUGUUCUGGACAUGUUCCAUCGGGAAGUACUGAGCAUCAUUUAAUUGUUUUGAAAUUUGCAUCGACAUUAUUUCUCAAACUUUUUUAUUUUCGUUCCCGUGUAAAUUACUUUAUACUGCUAAUUCUGCAGUGCUGACAACCUUUAUUUGGAAAUAAGACCUGUGUUACACUGUUAAA
Messenger RNA from Heteronotia binoei (common prickly gecko), 1453 nucleotides. RefSeq names its product tissue factor pathway inhibitor (gene TFPI). Gene Ontology annotation, molecular function: serine-type endopeptidase inhibitor activity. The record is from RefSeq and is a predicted model, not a curated record. Gene Ontology annotation, cellular component: extracellular region. Gene Ontology annotation, biological process: negative regulation of peptidase activity. The transcript is spliced from 8 exons. The coding region runs from base 343 to 1242 and encodes 299 amino acids. NCBI's taxonomy places the organism in Eukaryota, Metazoa, Chordata, Lepidosauria, Squamata, Gekkonidae.